Molecule: messenger RNA, 1741 nt
Organism: Castor canadensis (American beaver)
Lineage: Eukaryota; Metazoa; Chordata; Mammalia; Rodentia; Castoridae
Gene: Sdr42e1
Product: short chain dehydrogenase/reductase family 42E, member 1
Biological process (GO): steroid biosynthetic process
Molecular function (GO): oxidoreductase activity, acting on the CH-OH group of donors, NAD or NADP as acceptor
Source: RefSeq, a predicted model, not a curated record
CAGGUGGCAGCCCUGGGGGGGACGGUAGUGCGUCACAGCCAGCUAGGUGUCAGGGAUGUCAUUUUCUCUGUGGUUCCAAGGUGCCGGCUCAGCUCGGUUUUCCAGAAUGUCGCCAAAGCGUCGGACAGUGGCCUCCUCUUUUUCUUCUUUUGCUUUUUGCUUUUAUUCUUCAGACAGCCGUUCCCGAGUUCAGGGCCUUCCACCGGUGCCUAGCCAGGCUGAUUCACAGUUUUCAUUUUCAUCGCACUUUGGGGACAAGAUUGGCUUUCUCCGCGUGACAAAUGACUCCGACUUCCUAGUCAAAGUGGCACUAUGAGGUUGCCGUUUAAAAGUGAAUUAUUGUAAAAAGGUCCAAUUACACUUGACUACGACAUAUGGACUCCCAAAGAUCUCCAAAGGAAACUGUCCUCAUUACAGGAGGAGGUGGCUAUUUUGGUUUCCGCCUUGGCUGUGCUCUAAAGCAGACGGGAGUCUGUGUGCUUCUGUUUGAUAUCAGCAGACCUGCUGAAGCCAUUCCAGAAGGAAUCCAGUUCGUAUGUGGAGAUAUCCGCCACCUCUCUGAUGUGGAGAAAGCCUUCCAGGGUGAGAACAUCACAUGUGUGUUCCAUAUCGCCUCUCAUGGUAUGUCUGGGCGGGAGCAGCUGAAUCAAAAGCUGAUUGAAGAAGUGAACGUGGGCGGCACGGACAACAUCCUCCAGGUCUGCCGGAGGAGAGGUGUGCCCAGGUUAAUUUACACAAGCACGUUCAAUGUCAUCUUUGGAGGUCAAGUCAUCAGAAACGGGGAUGAGUCUCUGCCUUACCUUCCUCUUCACCUGCACCCUGAUCACUAUUCUCGAACCAAAUCUAUCGCAGAGAAGAAGGUGCUGGAGGCGAACGGCUCAGCCCUGGAACGAGGCCAUGGGGUCCUAAGAACUUGUGCUCUGAGGCCAGCUGGCAUCUAUGGGCCAGGAGAACAAAGGCAUCUUCCCAGGAUAGUGAGCUAUGUCGAGAGGGGCCUGUUCAAGUUUGUGUACGGGGAUCCCCAGAGCCUGGUCGAGUUUGUCCAUGUGGAUAACUUGGUGCAGGCUCACAUUCUGGCCUCAGAGGCCCUGAAAGCUGACAAGGGCCAUGUUGCCUCUGGGCAGCCCUACUUCAUCUCAGAUGGCAGACCAGUGAACAACUUUGAGUUCUUCCGGCCAUUGGUUGAGGGCCUGGGCUACACUUUCCCAUCCAUCCGCCUGCCUCUGGCCCUCAUCUACUGCUUUGCUUUCCUGACAGAGAUGGCCCACUUCAUUUUGGGCCGACUCUACAACUUCCAGCCCUUCCUCACCCGCACUGAAGUUUAUAAAACUGGCGUCACACAUUACUUUAGCAUAGAGAAAGCCAAAAAGGAGCUAGGCUAUAAGGCUCAGCCAUUUGACCUGCAGGAAGUGGUAGAGUGGUUUAUAGCCCAUGGGCAUGGCAGAAGUUCUGGAAGUCGAGACUCAGAAUGUCUUGUUUGGGAUGUGCUGUUGAUCUUACUCUUGGUCAUAUCAGUUCUCACCUGGCUUCCUUCUUCUGUGAUUCUCUCAAUAUGAAGGAAGAGCUAGAAAUAGGAGCUGAUCACACUUGCUGGGAUGUUUUUCGAAACCACAGUUUAAAAAUACAUUUCAUGUUGUCUGGUGCCAUACUUGGCUUUUCAAAUUACCACUUUAAGAGUAGGCGGGGAGCAGGAGGGAGAAAUGGCCCAAACAAUGUAUGCACAUAUGAAUAAAUGAAUAAA